Messenger RNA from Thecamonas trahens ATCC 50062, 799 nucleotides. RefSeq names its product short-chain dehydrogenase/reductase family Oxidoreductase. The record is from RefSeq and is a predicted model, not a curated record. The transcript has a single exon. NCBI's taxonomy places the organism in Eukaryota, Apusomonadida, Apusomonadidae. Bases 1 to 744 code for a protein of 247 amino acids. Gene Ontology annotation, molecular function: oxidoreductase activity.
AUGGCUGAUACUAAGACUCCGACCCUCGCUGUGGUCACCGGCGCCUCGUCAGGCAUCGGACGGGCGACUGCGCUGGCGCUGGCCAAGCAGGGCCGGCCGCUGCUGCUCGCACGUCGUGCCGACCGGCUGGCCGAGGUUCAGGCGGAGAUCGGUGCCGAGGUGUGCGAGGUGGCGUCUGUGGAUGUGACGGACAGGGAGGCUGUUGCGACGGCGGUAGAGGCGGCAGUUGCCAAGCACGGGCCGGUGGAUGUGCUUGUCAACAAUGCUGGGGUGAUGAAGCUGGGCAAGGUUGCGAGCCAGGAUCCGGCCGAGUGGAAGCUUAUGCUCGACGUCAACCUCAUGGGCCUGUUCAACGUCACGCACACGGUCCUUCCGUCGAUGGUGGAGCGGAACGGCGGUACGAUUGUCAACAUCUCGUCGAUUGCUGGCUUCAAGACCUUUGCCAACCACGCCGCGUACUGCGCCACCAAGUUUGGCGUCCACGGCUUUACCGAGACGCUCCGCGAGGAGGUGAGCGGCAAGAACGUCCGCAUCUCGCUUGUCUCGCCGGGCGCGGUCUCGACCGAGCUCCUCUCGCACACCACCGACGAAGAGAUCAAGGCCGGAUACGAGGCGUGGAAGGAGGACAUCGGCGGCGCCAUCGAGGCCGUCAACGUGGCCGACUGCAUCGCCAUGAUUGUCUCGCAGCCGCAGAACGUGUGCAUCCGCGAGAUCUCACUCGCCGCCACCAAGCAGGCCCCGUAAGGUGGCAGUCACGGCUGCAGCACACUUUGUUUGUUAAAGCGCUGGUCGGCAAGGG